AUGUCCGACGCGAUAAACGCGUCCUCGUUAUCACCCUCAAUGAGCACUCGAAAGCGACCUCGAUCACACGAAAACGAUGAGAAUAUCCCUCCCACGACUCCCGUAAAUGCGAAACCUAUGAAAUUCAUCGACUGCUCUGCUCCCAAGAAGCCUCGUUUGUCCGCCAAAAAUGGGCGCCAUUUCACCCCACAGGAUAUUCAAAACAUGCGGGAAUCGUAUGCCCAGCAAGCUCCGACACGGGUUAUGAAGGAAAAGGAACAGAAAGCUGCUGCUGCUGCGCGAGGGGCUGAAAUAGAGGCUGGACAAGCGACAGACCGAGUUGAACAGGCCUGGAGUCUCCUACGCCCUCUCUUCCCCUCCAUGCACGACUUCUUACGCGAACUACUCACUACGCGUCAUCCUGUCCGAUCUUCUCAAGUAUCCAAUCUACUUACCUUUCAUGGACACGACCUCUUGAAUCUCAUACGUGACCGACAUCCUUCUGUUGCAAAUGAUUGGGCUCUCAGCACGGCAAGGCAGCUUGUGUCAUCGGAGUGCGACUCUUUAUCCCAGCGUUUCAAGCCUGCCCCAGGGACACCAGUCUCUGACAUCUUACACAGGUUCUCUUUGCGAGAGGUUCUCUCUGAUGCUGAGAUUCUUGCACCCACACUCUUCCAGAUACUCCAACAGGCUUGUGGAAUGCUAUCCACAUCACAAGAUCAGCCUUCUCGCAAACACCCAGAUCUUGUUCUCGCCACCACGCUAUGUAUGCUUGCAAAAGCACGAAAUGAUCACGCGAGCGACUUUCCGACAACCAUGUGCAUGUAUUUUCUUGCAUGCGGCACGUCACGCUCAGUUUUCGACGUUCUCAACCAUGCAGGGGUCACGCUCUCAUACACUCAGGCCGUCGCAAAGAUCAAGCAGCUCGGAAGAGAACGUCUCACGAUGAUGCGAGAGAUUGCUCGGUCACGAGCGUUCAUGGUCAUCUGGGACAAUCUUAACAUUGCCUUCAAGGUUAGCGAGCAGCGUCACGACGCCAAGGAUCAUUUUGAUAACGGAACUACUGCGACUCUCCUUCCACUAUACGACGUUGAUUUCGGUGGACUUCCACUCGAACUUUUACCCUCCCGUGACUGUCGCAUUCCCGUCCUCAAGUUUGGGGCCAAAGAUCUUCUCCCAACUAGUGAAGAAGCUCAGCGCGUCGAGGCCGGACAACUUUGGCAUAUCCAAGACAUUCUAUAUGAAGCUUUCCCAUCUCUCCGUAAACGUUUGAAGGACAAGAUCCCUCCAGCUCCCACGGUUCUCCAGAUCCCCGUUCACAAGACGGAGCAAUAUCCCCUUCCUGCUAUGCAUAUUGACGAGUCCAGCUUGGAGGGAACUCUUGGUGUUUUAGAUAAAAUAAUACGUGUCGAACUUGGGCUUACUGAGGACGAUAUCAAGAAGCAUGGUAUCAUUCUGUGUGCUGGCGAUCAGCUGUCGAAGCUGUUACUCGAUAAGGUUUCUGCUGCUCGACGAGAUGACUCAGAUCUUGUUGAUAAUGUUGGACGCUAUACAAAAGGGCAGGAUGGCGUUUUCCAUAUGAAAAUGGCGGGAGAUCGCAUGACUACCAAUGAGCAUUGGGGACAACCAAACAGCAAAGCACCAUGGUCGCUUUGGAAGGUCAAUACACUUUUGGGGCGGAAGGCAAUAGUUGCGGGCUGGAAGGCGAAAUCACUUCCACCUUUCCGACCGUCCUACGAGCUGAUCCUUACAAUGGCCUUGCCAGCCAACAUCCUUGAUGGGUUUAGGAUAUACUGCCCAUUCACCACCAUUGAGGAAUGGGUUGAGAGAGUACAGACCGUAGAAGAGGUUGAAGGGGUGGCGCAACAAGUUCUGAUUGAGUUGUGUUCCGCACGUCGCGUACAGCGUUUGCGACGUCUCACAUCCACGAAACGUGACGUUCCGUUGGAGAACAUUUGUUUGUUUAACCGUGACGCUCUCUACCUACGUCAACUGAAAUUUGGAGUUAAACGAGGAGAUGUCGGGGCCAUCCUUGACAUAGCUACUCAUUGGAUGCUCAUGUUUCGUGGAACUGGAAAGAUGCCAAAGUACGCGGAUGCUCUAUUUCACAUUCUCGUUGACUUGAAGUCAAUGCAUCCCAAGCUUCGAACUGCAUGGCUUAUGAACUGGCUUGCCAAUCUCACAGGGAAGGUUGAUGGCUUCAAAGAGAUGGAUUUACUUCAGGAGCACCAGAACUUUUGGGCCAAGAUCAUCUAUUCUGCACGAGGUUCCAAUCGCAGCUGGGAGUGGCUCGCCAUGGUUUCAGUUUCUAUUUUCGCUCUUCGCGAUGUGAUCCGACGCGUGCAGUCAGAGUACAAAACCCCAUUCAACAGUACCUCCCACACGAGCCCGUCAACCGAGGCUGAUCUGAAGAUUCUUCGUGAUCACCUCAAAGAUCUGAAACUUCAAACUUAUAUGCCAGAACGCGAGAACAACCAAUACGCGUCUGAAGUCCGUGACCUUCUCGCCGUGGGUGCGGAGUAUGCAAACAAACCCAGCGCUUUCAGAAAUUUUACCUACACAAGACGCAAAGCAACAAAUCUUGGCACACCGGAAGGGUCCCCUCCAACUGAUCACGUAACACAGGAAGAUUCGGAACAGGUUGACUUUGAUUUAGGAAGAUACUGCCUUUGA
This is a messenger RNA of Laccaria bicolor S238N-H82, 2652 nucleotides long. RefSeq lists its product as uncharacterized. The coding region runs from base 1 to 2652 and encodes 883 amino acids. The record is from RefSeq and is a predicted model, not a curated record. NCBI's taxonomy places the organism in Eukaryota, Fungi, Basidiomycota, Agaricomycetes, Agaricales, Hydnangiaceae. The transcript has 6 exons.